UUUACAAGGAUGGUUCAGAAUUCCUUAUUCACCCAUAUUUCUCAAUUGUAUUAGGAUUCCUUUAGAAGGAUGGUUUAUGAUUCCUUACUAUUAUAUCCUAUUAUUAUUGUCAUAUUUGUAUAAUCAUAAUCCUCCUCUAUAUAAGGGUGCCCCUGUUCAAUAAUAAUAUUUCUCAGUUCUCUUUGUUACAAUUUUUCCUUCAACACGUACUCCUCCACGUGGUUUAUCAAUGGAAGAAGAAAGCGACUUGUAUGUACCUGUGGCAAAGCGGAGAGCGAUUGCAGCGCAGAGGCUUCUUGAGAAGCAGAGAGCGAUUGCAAAGCAGAAGAUUCUUAAGAGGAAGAGAAGAAGCAGCUCUGAGCAGGUUGACUCUAAAGUGGAGGAAUCCAAAGAAAAUAGGACGAAUCUACCUAGCCUCCUUGUAACAGCGUCACAGUUGAAGCGUGAUGCUCCGGAGAUUACUCCAAAAGAGCAGCUGCUGCAACAAGAAAAGCAGAUGAUUGAGCAGCUCCCCGAUCGCAAAUCACUAAUGUCAGUUCAUGAAUUGGCAAAGGGAAUAACUUACACAGACCCUUUGCCAACAGGUUGGAAGCCCCCAUUAAAGAUUAGAAUGAGAACUGCAAAGCAAUGUGACGUGAUCCGCAAGCAAUGGCACAUCAAAGUUGAUGGGGAACACAUUCCUCCUCCAAUUAGGAGUUUCAAGGACAUGAGAUUUCCGGAGCGGAUUUUGAAGGUUUUGAAAGCCAAAGGGAUUGUGAAACCGACCCCCAUUCAGGUUCAAGGUCUUCCUGUGGUUUUGUCCGGGAGGGAUAUGAUUGGAAUAGCAUUUACAGGUUCCGGCAAGACAUUGGUUUUCGUGUUGCCAAUGGUUAUGAUGGCAUUGCAGGAGGAGAUUCUGAUGCCAAUUGCUCCAGGAGAAGGACCUUUCGGGUUGGUUAUAUGCCCAUCGAAAGAGCUAGCAAGGCAGACUUUCGAAUUGGUACAAGAGUUUGUGAAUGCUAUGGAAGAGGACGGAAGACCAAAGAUAAGGCCUUUGCUGUGCAUUGGUGGAGUGGAUAAGAAGUCACAGCAGGACAUUGUGAGGAAAGGUGUUCAUAUAGUUGUCGCAACUCCGGGAAGGUUAAAGGAUAUGCUGAAAAGCAAAAUAAUGAAGCUUGAUAACUGCAGAUAUCUAACUUUAGAUGAGGCUGAUAGAUUGUUAGACUUAGGCUUUGAGGAUGACAUAAGAGAAGUUUUCGACCAUUUUAAAGCUCAACGUCAAACGCUUCUAUUUUCAGCCACCAUGCCUAUUAAAAUUCAGAACUUUGCUACAAAGGCUUUGGUUAAGCCUGUGACUGUCAACGUGGGAAGAGCUGGAGCAGCAAAUCUUGAUGUGAUUCAAGAGGUUGAUUAUGUGAAGCAAGAGGCCAAGGCUUUUUACCUUCUUCAAUGUCUGCAAAAGACUGCGCCUCCUGUUCUAAUAUUCUGCGAAAAGAAAGCCGAUGUGGAUGAGAUUCAUGAAUAUCUUCUGUUGAAGGGAGUGCAGGCAGUGGCUGUUCAUGGAGGGAAGGAUCAUGAAGAGAGAGAGGAUGCCAUUUCUUCCUUCAAGUCAGGGAAAAAAGAUGUCUUAGUGGCAACUGAUGUUGCUUCAAAAGGUUUGGAUUUUCCUGAUAUUCAACAUGUCAUUAAUUAUGACAUGCCUGCAGAAAUCGAAAACUAUGUUCACCGGAUUGGAAGAACAGGAAGAUGUGGCAAGGUUGGAAUUGCAACAACGUUUAUAAACAAGAACCAAAGUGAGACGACACUCCUAGAUUUGAAGCACCUAUUGCAAGAGGCCAAGCAGCGAAUUCCACCCAUGUUGGCUGAGCUGGAUGAUCCAAUGGAACAUACAAGUGAUGAGGUUGAAGGCUGUGCUUAUUGUGGCGGGCCUGGUCAUCGAGUCGGUGAUUGUUCAAAACUAGAGCAGCAUAAAAGAAUUGUCAGCUCUAGGAGGGAUUUAUAUGGUUCUGGUGGUUACGUAGGGGAAAUAUGA
Messenger RNA from Fragaria vesca subsp. vesca, 2011 nucleotides. Its product is annotated as DEAD-box ATP-dependent RNA helicase 35-like. The record is from RefSeq and is a predicted model, not a curated record. Gene Ontology annotation, cellular component: spliceosomal complex. NCBI's taxonomy places the organism in Eukaryota, Viridiplantae, Streptophyta, Magnoliopsida, Rosales, Rosaceae. The coding region runs from base 230 to 2011 and encodes 593 amino acids. The transcript has a single exon. Gene Ontology annotation, biological process: mRNA splicing, via spliceosome. Gene Ontology annotation, molecular function: ATP binding; RNA helicase activity; RNA binding.